UUUUCCUCACCCUGUGCCCGGCUCUCCCCCCGUGUCUCAGGUGGUCGAGGAGCUGAGGAAGCUGAUGGAGUUCUACGCCAAGGAGACGGGCAAACAGAGCAACUUCCUGGCCUUGGCCCUGUCUUCCCGCAAGAACCUCUGUGUGCACCCUGAGGUGAGCUCGCUGCGAUUCGGGAAGGAGGUGGAUGGGAAGUGCCACAGCCUGACGGCCUCGUACAUCCGCGCCCAGCGCCACGGCAACCCCUCCCUGCCUUCCUGCCGCUUCUACGAGGAGUUUGAUGCCCUUGGCCGACAGGUGCCCAUUCCCGCGGGCAUCUAUAACCUGGAUGACCUGAAGGCCUUCGGGCGCAGGAAGGGCUGGUGCCCCUACUACCUGGCCCGAUACUCG
This is a messenger RNA of Lepisosteus oculatus (spotted gar), 388 nucleotides long. The record is from RefSeq and is a predicted model, not a curated record. Lineage: Eukaryota; Metazoa; Chordata; Actinopteri; Semionotiformes; Lepisosteidae.